Drosophila innubila is the source of this 807-nucleotide messenger RNA. Its product is annotated as phosphatidylinositol 3-kinase 2-like. The annotation marks the transcript as partial. The record is from RefSeq and is a predicted model, not a curated record. Lineage: Eukaryota; Metazoa; Arthropoda; Insecta; Diptera; Drosophilidae. The transcript has 6 exons.
AGCAGCACCAAAUACAGCACUCAACAGAGUUUAGGCACCAGAGACGACGGCCACUCCCAUUUGCAUCUUCGCGAAGUGGGAUUCGCAGCCAAAGACGUCGCCUCAAUAGCAGCUGCCUCGCUUGAAGUGAAACCGACAUGCCAGGCAGAGGAACUGCUAAUUGCACGCAAUCGUUUGGCAGGAUCACACAAUACAGUUCUUAGAGGGAAUGACGCAGGCAUUUCUUUUGCAGCGUUGGACUUUCGUUUUAUAAGGAAAGCAACCCAAAUGAAUGCCAAUCAACCGCUGAGCCUGGAGCCAAAGGUGGCUGCUGUCAAUGUUGCUGCUGUGUCAGUUGCUGUUGCAGAUGCCAACUCAACAGCAACAUCAAGCAAAUCUCUGACGCCGUCCAGUGUCGAAGCCAAACAGAAUGGUCAGCACAUACAUGAGGAUCAGCAGAGGUCCAUCAAUGGUCACAGCAACUUGACCAUCAUCAAAACGCCGCUGAACAAAACGUUGCUCAAGAAAUGCAACAAUAAUAACAACAGCAACAACAGCAAUGGCAACCUGCCGCAUGUUGCACUAAAUAACAAUAACAGCGGCAGCGGCAGCAGCAGCAGCAGCAGCGGCACCAACGCUGGCAGCGGCAGCGGCAGCAACGUUGUCGUCGUCGCUAAAGUUGACGCCGGCGCCGACGUCGACGGCGAUGCCGACGAUGCUUCGAGUUUUGGUUGCGAUUCCGGUUUCCAAAGCGGAAAUAACAAUGAAAAAGAACAAUUUAUGAAUGAUAAUCAUCAUCAUCAUCAUCAUUACCAUCAUCAUUAUCAU